Saprolegnia diclina VS20 is the source of this 6734-nucleotide messenger RNA. RefSeq lists its product as hypothetical. The transcript has 3 exons. The annotation marks the transcript as partial. Lineage: Eukaryota; Oomycota; Saprolegniomycetes; Saprolegniales; Saprolegniaceae. Gene Ontology annotation, molecular function: nucleic acid binding; RNA-DNA hybrid ribonuclease activity. The record is from RefSeq and is a predicted model, not a curated record.
CAUGCUGCGCAAGCGACCUUGCGUGGCACCGAUCGAUGCCGCCCACCCCGCAGUCCUCGCCUCGAUUGCUCAGUGCUUGUCGUCGUCCAAAGACGUCGCAUCGCUCCUCCACGCACUGCCACCUGCUAAUCUGGAUGCGCCAUUGACAGCGCUCCGAACGCUCUUCACGACAACGUCCCAUGGUGUGGACGACUGCCUCUGGCCGCAAAUCUGCAUUGAACACGUUGACCGCCAAUACACAUCGACCGUUCUCGCCGCGCUACCAGUCUUUCGCUCGAUUCGUAUUGAGCAUUGCGACAGACUCGACGCCAAUUUGCGAGCUGCCAACCCUGACACCGAUGCUUCUUCGUUCAACCCGACGAUGGCACUGGCUGCCAAGUGGGGUCACAAGAUCACGUCGAUCUACAUACCAACGGUGCUGAACUGCCACACCAACGCUGAGCUCGCUAAACUUCUGAGUCUCUGCACGGGUCUCGACCACAUGCAUGUGAAAGUCGAGGAGCCGGAUCCUGCCUUCAUCGACGCAGUCGCCAGCGGGAUGCAGUAUGUCACGCGACUGGACCUCAUCGGGAUGGACGAAUUCGCGUUCUUGAGUGAAAGCUGGCUCCCGGUCCUGGAGGCGUGGCUCGCCUUGGGCAUUGCACAGCACCUCGGGCUCAAGUUUUUCGAAUCGGCCGACGACACUCGGCUGGCGCGGGCCAUCGCCGCCACCGCAUCGCUCACGAGCCUCGAGCUCAACGAUGCUGACAGCGUUGUGCAAAGCCUUUUGACUGCAUCGCUCUCGACUACUGCGACGUCACCGACAGUGGCCCCCAGCCGCUGCGGGUCGCCACUGGCCGCCCACGUCAAGCGCCCGCGCGACGAGCCGUUUGCUGCGGCCCUGACCGCAUCUGCUGCCGACGCGAAGCGCCUCCGUCUUGCACUGCCUGGUCGCCCUGCUUUGUCCCACUCGCCGGCUCUCCCAAUCGGGCCGCUGGCCCUCGUCCCAUGCGCCGUGCCCGUCCCGCUGCAGGCAACCCACAGUACGUCGCCCGUCUUGCUGCCGCUUGCCUCUCGAGCUCCGCACGCCGUGUCUGUGCCUCUGGCACUCUUGCCCGAUGCUUCUCCCUCUGUUCUCGCUCCACCGUCACCUCUCGCUGCCUCCGUCCAUGUCCAGCGCACGGUUACUUGGGUCCCUGCCGGCCCUCACGGCCCGGGUGCGUUUGUGUUUACCGAAUCCACCGUGGUCGAUCUGCCGUCGGGCCGCCUCGCGGCUGCUGGGCCGCCUGCCGCGGACGCCACAUCCCGUGCGCCCCUGCCCGCCCAACCCGAGCUCAAUCAGGCCGACAUUGACGCGUUCCUUGCUGCUGCCCGCCACGCGUCCACCGUGCUGCCGCCCCACGCGCCUAUCCCAGCGCCUGCGUCCGUCCAAGCGCCACCGUCCGCCCAAGCCCCUACGUCCGUCCAAGCGCCUGCGUCCGCUCAUGAGCCUGCUCCCGUCCACGCCCCUGCGUCCGUCCCCGUGCCUGCGCCAGUCCAUGCGCCUACGCCCGUUCAAGAGCCCGCACGCGUGCCCGUUCCGCCCCUACUGCCGAACGACCCUCGAGUUGCCGAAGCCCGCCGCAUCAUUGCGACCUUUCCCAAGACCCGAUGGGGACCGCCGCGUGCUCCCGUGCCUGCCGCUGCCCGCACGGCUGCCUCCGAUCCAGCCCCGGACCCGCUGUCUGCCGCUGCCUGCGCGCCCCGUCUCACGUCUCUGGCCUACACGCCGCCGCCUCCCACUACGCCGUCGCCACCGCUGAUGCUGCCGCUGCCCUUUCCGCUGCGCCCGCCACGACCGACGACGCUGCCUGCCCCUCUGUCGCCGACUGCGGGCUCUGGUGCGCCUGCUGUGACCAACAACACGGCGGAGCUGCGCUCGGUCUACUUGGGGCUUUGCGGUCUCCUCCACCUCAAGCCCCACCGUGCGCUCAUCCAAGGCGACAGCGCGCUGGUCCUCAAGUGGCUUGAUGGCAGUACGCGGUGCGCGAAACCCCUUCGUGCCGCCCGCAAUGCUGCCCUCGCGGUCCUCACACGCCUGCGCAACUACAACGUCCAGACAACGCUGUCCCAUAUUGGUCGCGGACACAAUGCGGUGGCCGACCAUCUUGCCAACCGUGCGAUGGGCAUCCCGUCGAUGGGGCUGCAGCCUGGCAACGGGUUGUUCUGCUCGUGCCCGUCACCGUCUCGCAGCUGUUGCCCCGACGGCAUGUCGCUGCUGGUGGGCCACGAUCCCCGCCAUGACGCUGGCGAGCCGCUGGUUGGGCCGUCUGGUGUCGCGCUUGGCCACUUUAGCUCCGCCACGCCAGCCCGUGCUCGGGGCUCUGCAGCGCCGCGGCCGCCAGCCUCUGCUGCCAUGCCGCCAGUGCCGACGAGCUCCGUGGACGACGUGGACGACGAACCUGAGGCGUGCCUUAAUGGCGGUGAUGGCGGCACGACGACUUCGUAUGCGACGCUCCGGGCCUCAUAUUUACGGGCGUCGGUGGCCGCUGCGGUGGCCACCUUGCCUGCGCCGCGCGUGUACCGCUGCAUGCUGCGCCUCCCCGUGCGGUCUUCUGGAUUGAACUCCGGGCCACUGAACGUGGUUGCGGAAGUCGUGCCUCAAGCUGAUGAUGAUGACGACGCGUCUGCUAUCUGGCUUUCGCAUCGACACUGCCCUGCGUACGCAGACGUUGGCCGCGUGGUCUGCCGCAUUUACCUUGACGUUCUGCAUGCCUCGCUGCAUUGGCCUCGGGCUGCGUCAGGCUCUGUGCUCCGGUUUCUUGUGCCACACGACUGGCUGGCUCUGUUCCGUGGCCUCACCUCGACAACGGCUCCUCAGACUCCUGCCCAUACCCAGUUCCAGCUUGUGGCCCCAUUGCUGCAGCAACCGGUUGUACUUGUCGGGGUCGACCACGCUGUGACGUCGAGUCUUGAGCAGAUCGCCCGCCAGCAGCUCCCCCUGCAACGCUUAGCGCGCGACAUCUGCUACUGCGCUUCGAGACGCGGUGGCUGCCCCUUCCGGCCUCACUACGGCAUCCAUCCGCGGUUUCUGUCUGCUCUCCUGUCCUCGUCUGCUCCGCCGUCGUCGUCGGCAGCGCCGUCACCGUCUGCUACGCUGCCCUCGCCUGCAGCGCCGACUAGCCCAGUGGAACCUUCGGGCUCUGCUACCGAUGGCGCCACGGUGCCUUUGCGCCGCGCUGUGACUGGUGGCAUGCAGCCGCGCCGUGGCUUUGGGACGCGGACACGCCUCGCGCGCGCUGGUGCUGCGGCCUCCUCGUCCCGCAUUGAUGGAACGCCGUCGCCUACCCCGGAGUUGACGACCAACGCCACCUCGGUGUCGACACUCCCUCCCGACGGGCCUGCUCUACCGCUUGGUGGUCCCCCUUUACCGCCAGAUGAUGACUUGUGGCUUGACGUGGCGGCUGCACACGGCUCGUCUGAUACGGACGUCAACGCACCUGUGUUUCCCGAUGCACGACUCUCCCCGUUCACUGCGGCUUACGACCCCGCCGACUUUGCCAGCGACGAUGAGGCGGCUUCAGCGACUGGGCCUACCGCUUCCGACGAGGCUGUUGUCGCUGCCUCUGUGCCGUGUGUCGCUGCGCCGGUGGAAGAUGACCGUGCGGAUGUUGCCAACGCUGCGGGUGCUGGUUCCGUCGACGACGGGGCUGCGGAUACAGCUUCGGACGACGAUGCGGCCGGUGUGGAGGUCGAUGACGGCGCCGCGGGUACUGCUGCGGUCGCCACUGACGGCCCAGCCACGCCUCCUCCGCCGCCCUCCGCGCCCCUUGACCCGUUUGCGCGCCAGCCUCGGCUCCGUAUCCCGGGACCCCUCCCAGACGCACUCGCCCACGUGAUUGAGGACGAGAUCGCUGCGCUCUGCCGUCGCUUGGAAGUGGCCAUUGAAGAUGCUGCUGACUGGGACGCUGUUGAAGGUGCGGUUGCGUCCUUGCCGAGCGCCCUUGCAGCCACUCUCGGCCGCCAUGCCAGCGCAAUUGCUGCGGCGUCAGUCCGGCCGCCGACGCCACCGCCGCUCCGCGACGAGAUCCUCGACCGGUGUGCGGCCCUGCGCGUGACCCAGCAUCUCGAACCCAAGAACCGGCGCCUUGUCCAGCGUGCGCGUCGUCGUGUCGCGCGCACACGGGAUGCCCGACGUCGUCUUGUCUUACGUGCGCGCUUUCCACACCACGAGCAGGAGGUGGUCCAGGGCAUCUUCAACGCUGGCACUGCGGAUCCGGCGCCGGCCACCACGUGCGCGAUCCCUGUUGACGUGGUGCAUGCUCACUUUGCCGGCCUUGGCGCGACGACCGAGCAGGCAGCUGACGAGGAGCUCCCUCCGGGUGUGUUUUGGGAGGCCCUCCGCCUCUUGCCGCUCGCGCGCGCUGGCUCUGACGAGGCGCUCUUGGCCCCAAUCACGCUCGAUGAGGUGGAGGACGCGCUCAACAAUGUGACGUGCGGCACGGCUCCCGGCCUGGAUGGGGUGCCAUACGAUGCCUACUACAAGUACCGCCUCGUGCUGCUCCCGUUGCUCACAACGCUCUUCAACCGUUGCUGGUCGGAACGGCGUGUCCCGGCGUCCUGGAAGGUCAGCAUGACGACGCUGGUCCACAAGAAGGGCUCGGUCGACGACAUUGCGAAUUGGCGGCCGCUCGCGCUCCAGUCGACGCUGUACAAGCUGUACGCAAGCAUCACGAAGACGCGGCUGUCGGGCUGGCUCGAGACGAAUGAGCGCCUCAACAACAUGCAGAAGGGGUUCCGCGACUUCAACGGCUGCCACGAGCACAAUUUUGUCGCGCAGACGCUCAUGCAAUCGACGCGGCGCACCAAGGGCAAGCUCUUUGUUGUGUGGUACGAUCUCAAGAACGCGUUUGGGUCGAUGCCGCACAACUUUCUUUGGACCGUGCUGCGCCGACUCCGCGUCCCGGACGAGUUUGUCGAGCUGGUGCAGGACAUCUACCGUGAUGCGGCCACGGUCGUGCUCACGAAGGAUGGCCUGACGGCGCCCGUGCCCCAGAAGACGGGUGUGUUCCAGGGGUGCCCGCUGAGCCCGCUUCUCUUCAUCGCGGGUUUGGCGCCGCUCAUGGAUGCGCUGGCGGCCGUCCGUGACACUGCCGGGGCCACGCUCGCUCCUGGUCUGCGCCAGACGGGCACAGCGUUUGCCGAUGACAUCAAGAUCUUCAGCAACUCGCGCGCCGGCAUCCGCUCGCUGCACCAGCUCGUCUGCGACUUUUUGCGGUGGUCCAAGAUGGAAGCCAACCCGACCAAGUGCGCGUUCUUGGGUUUUGAGCAUGUAGGCAGCCGCUGCUGCCCUACGCCCGACGUCGAGCUGCUCCUUGGCGACCAAGCGAUUCCUCACCUUGGCACGGUUGACGACGGAUACAAAUACCUGGGCAUCAAGGAAGCUUUCGACGAUGUGACGGUGCGCUUCCAGCUGACCGACAUGUUCCACGACCUCAAGUGCAAGAUUACCCUGCUCUGCAAGUCCGGGCUGGCACCGUGGCAGAUCAUCCGCGCGAUCAAGUCCCACAUCUACUCGCGUUUGGAGUACCCACUACGCCACGUGCAUGCGAUGAAGUCGCAACUCGACGGGCUGACACGGCACCUCUGGACGGCCCUCCGUUCGCUGCUCAAGCUGCCCGUGUCGACCACGACGAGCUUCUUCUCGACACCAACGGACUGCGGUGGCCUUGGUCUUUUGCCCAUUGAAGAGCAGCGGGAUGCCGUCCUGCUUGCGCACUUGUACCAGAUGCUCCACUCGCCGGACGCUGACAUUCGCACGAUGGCCCGUCACGAGAUCAUGGCUGGCGCUCGAGCGGACUUCCACCUCCCCGAGGUGUCGGACUCUGACGGCGAAGUCGCUGAAGAUCUCCUCCAGUCCUUCCUCAACGGCGAGCUCCAGACACUGCCAGGCGUCACGCCCAAGUCGCGCGUCGGGGCCAAGUCGACGAUCGCAACCACGUUCCGGCUGCUCCUCAAGAAAUACGAACUCAAGCUGACGUGCGAGCUGGGCAAGAACCUCCAGCUCAAGGUUGACGGCGUGGUCCUCACGACCAAGGACGUCAGUCGCCGGGUCAAACGUGCGCUCCAGCUCAAACACUAUGAGAGAUGGGGUGCAUGCACCGACCAGGGACGAACCUUGGCCCAUCAUGGGGACAUGGGAUCCAAGUUCUUGACGUCUGGCGGUGGCUUAUACGACAAGCAGUACCGGUUCGCCAUCGCAGCGCGCCUCAACCAGGUGGAUACGCGGUCUGUGCUCAAGCGCCGCCAACUGCGUGCCUCGGCAGUGUGUCGCCAUUGUAUUGAUAGCGGCCGUCCGGAAACCCUCGCGCACGUUCUCCAACACUGCCCCCACAACCAUGGUCUCAUCACGCGCCGCCAUGACGCGUCGCUCGACAAGAUUGCUGCGGCGAUACGCAAGGCCCUACCCACAGCGACGGUCAAGGUUAACGAGCUGGUGGAUGGCUACAGCCCGCGCGCGCUACGACCCGACCUCCAAGUGUACUUCCAAACCGGCACGCGUCGCGUUGCUGUCCUCUUGGACCUCGCGAUCACACUCGAGCACACGGCCAACGGGACGCCCAAUGGUUGCCCAUUUGAACGCAUCGCGCGCAAGAAGGAAGACAAGUACUCCGAGCUCGGGCUGCAUUUGCGCCAGACGUGCGAUGAAGUCUACUGCACAGCCUUGGUGUAUGGUGCCCUUGGAUCUGUCUACAAGAAGAACGAGACGGCUCUCA